Molecule: messenger RNA, 460 nt
Organism: Protobothrops mucrosquamatus (brown spotted pit viper)
Lineage: Eukaryota; Metazoa; Chordata; Lepidosauria; Squamata; Viperidae
Product: stress-induced-phosphoprotein 1-like
Exons: 3
Molecular function (GO): Hsp90 protein binding
Source: RefSeq, a predicted model, not a curated record
AGGGAAAGGCGGGCGCAGGAAGGAGACGGGGAGCCAGACGGGAAAAAGCCGAAGGAGAGGAGGCGGAGGCGGUGGCGGAACCGAGAUUUCCCCGGCGCCAUGGAGAAGGUGAAUGAACUGAAGGAGAAAGGCAACAAGGCCCUCAGCUCUGGCAACACCGCUGAAGCCAUCAAGCACUACUCCGAGGCCAUCCGGUUGGACUCGGCCAACCACGUGCUGUACAGCAACCGCUCGGCUGCUUACGCCAAAAAGGGGGAGUACCACAAGGCCCUGGAAGACGCUUGCAAGACCAUCGAGCUGAAGCCGGAAUGGGGCAAGGGCUAUUCCCGAAAAGCAGCCGCCUUGGAAUUCCUGAACCGCUUUGAGGAAGCGAAGAAGACGUACGCGGAAGGGCUGAAACACGAGCCGGGCAAUGCCCAGUUGAAGGAAGGCCUGCAAAACAUGGAGUCCAGGCUGGCAG